Messenger RNA from Botrytis deweyae, 438 nucleotides. RefSeq lists its product as uncharacterized. The transcript has 2 exons. Lineage: Eukaryota; Fungi; Ascomycota; Leotiomycetes; Helotiales; Sclerotiniaceae. The record is from RefSeq and is a predicted model, not a curated record. Bases 1 to 438 code for a protein of 145 amino acids.
AUGGGUGGAGAUUUAAGAGAUUUAAGAGAUUUAAGAGAUUUAAGAGAUUUAAGAGAUUUAAGAGAUUUAAGAGAUUUGGGAGAUUUGGGAGAUUUGAAAGAUUUGAAAGAUUUGAGAGAUUUAAGAGAUUUGGGAGAUUUGGGAGAUUUGGAAGAUUUGGAAGAUUUGAAAGAUUUGAAAGAUUUGAAAGAUUUGAAAGAUUUGAAAGAUUUGAAAGAUUUGAAAGAUUUGAAAGAUUUGAAAGAUUUGAAAGAUUUGAAAGAUUUGAAAGAUUUGAAAGAUUUGAAAGAUUUGAAAGAUUUGAAAGAUUUGAAAGAUUUGAGAGAUUUGAGAGAUUUGAGAGAUUUAAGAGAUUUAAGAGAUUUAAGAGAUUUAAGAGAUUUAAGAGAUUUGAAAGAUUUGAGAGAUUUAAGAGAUUUGAGAGAUUUGAGAGAUUGA